Melospiza melodia melodia is the source of this 3944-nucleotide messenger RNA. RefSeq names its product serine palmitoyltransferase long chain base subunit 3 (gene SPTLC3). Gene Ontology annotation, molecular function: pyridoxal phosphate binding; serine C-palmitoyltransferase activity. The record is from RefSeq and is a predicted model, not a curated record. Gene Ontology annotation, biological process: ceramide biosynthetic process; sphingosine biosynthetic process. Gene Ontology annotation, cellular component: serine palmitoyltransferase complex. NCBI's taxonomy places the organism in Eukaryota, Metazoa, Chordata, Aves, Passeriformes, Passerellidae. The transcript has 16 exons. The coding region runs from base 1920 to 3584 and encodes 554 amino acids.
CAACGUGGUGAUGGCACAGAGCUGCCCCUGCUCCAUUCAUCAUGUCCAGUGGAAACAAUGACAAGACCAUGCUGGUUCUCAGCAAAUGACAGAGCUCUGCAAAUUAAUCAGCCUGACUGGCAGAGGUCUUGGAAAAGUAAACUGAAAUCUGCCUUGCAUGGCUCUAGAGGUUACAUGGCUAUGGAUCAUAUUGCUGCUGAAAGAAGUCAGUAGAGAAAUGUCCCAUGAAAGAGAUUUUGCCUCUACCUAGUGCUUGUAAAGUGGUUUUUCAGCCUUUGGCUUGGCUGAGUUGUUCUAUUGGCAUCAGUGGGUCUAGCUAUCUAAGCUUUUUUAUUUAAGGUGUAAGAAUUGCAGGUUCAACUUUAUGAGAAAUUUCCACAUAAGAGUGUAGUAAUGGCAUCAGCCUUGUAAUUGCCAGAAGAUAGAGCAGAAGGCACACUGGGCUCUCUUGCACUUGCUGCUGGAUUUUUGCAGCAGGCUCUUAGUUGCUAUAUAGUUAUUUUUUUGUCUUGGUGUGAUUUUUUUGAAUUUAUGUUAGUUUUAUCUGAUUAUGACAUUCUAGUCAGAUUUAUUUUAUUUUUGUAUCAGAAGAUAAGGACAGAACUGUAUCAAUUGUGCAAUUUAUGAAGCCUUAAUCCUUGAAAGGAGAUAAAGGUCACAAGUUCUACAACUGUCCUCAGGUUAAGUACAAAUUCCUAACCAGAUUUGUGUAUCAUGUAUCAAUCAGACACUUGUAUCAGACAGAAAAUCCCAACAAUUUCCUACUGCUAGGAGUACUCAAAGUUUGUUGACACCCAGAUAGAGUCAGAAAACUGGUUCUGGUAAUAUUGCCUAAGAAACCAGGCUGACAGCAUCUUUAAAUGCUUAAGGUUUUCAAGCAUCGUCUUGUCAUCUUACUGUGCCCCAUGAAGAACAAGGAGGUGCAGAGGUGUCAGAAGCAGCUGUGCCAGCCCCAGGGCUCUGCAGGGCUGUGUGGACCUGCCAGACACAGAGGAGCCCUGCCUGUUGUGCCAUGCCCUGCCCUGUUGCAACACUGGUUGCAUGUGUCCACCUGUGCCAUGGCUCUGAGUUGCUCUAGAUUAUUCUCUGACCAAUAUCAAACCAUUUUGUGUAUCCUUCAAGCUGUGCAAGGGCAGUUGAAAGCAUCUUUCAGUUUUAUUUCCAGGUGUAGUGGCAUAUCCCUACUCAAUCCCACAUAUGUAUUGCUAGAUAGGGUGUAAAGAAGCAAACACAGAUGGGAGUUUUUCCAUGUAAGGAUUCAGGGAAUUUAGUCUAUGGCUGGUGCUGAUGAAAUGUGGAUGGCUCAAAAGACUCCCUGGGGGUGACUGACCAGCUGAUGGACUGAUGGCUGGUACUUGCUUUGUUGUUGUGGUGUCUCCCCAUUUGUUCAUGAAGUCUUCUACACAUCCAAGGCAGGAAUUGCCUUCAACAUCCAUGUGUCCACAUUCGUCAAAUGUGCAGAGCCUGUUGGGAAGAGCAGCUGGCAGAGGUGCUGGCUGGGACAUGGGAAGCUGCUAAGGGGAGCAGCCCUACUCUGGAAUUUGGUUUGCUGUGACAAUCAAGGACACAAAUCCCAAAUGAAGAAAGCUCCUGGAUGGGAGAGGCUUGCCAGGUAUAAUGCUGUGUCUGUCAUGCUACUCAUAUAAGAAGAGAUUAAAAGACAUUUUUUGAAGCGUUUCUUUGCUCUACUCAGGGCAAUACUGCUGGUUUACAGCUAAAAUACUCUUAAGAUGAACCAUGUAAUUGUACAGAUUACACUGUUAAAAUUUUCAAAACAUUUUGGCAGUUUCUAUGGAGUGACCUCGCGCUAUACCGAGUGUUAUUCGGAGAAAAGAAACAAAGUUUCUCCCUUGGAGGUAUUUAAGAGUAGAAAGACCCGAGACACCCUUAAGAACUGAGAAUCUGACUAAUUUAAACAGAUGGCUAAUCCCAGUGCUGUGUGCAAUGGACAUCUACAUCAUCACAAUCAUCAGAAACAGAAUAACGUCUUAAAAAGUGGAAUAUUUAAGAAAAAUGGAAUCACUAAAGGAAUGAAGAAGAAUGGAGUAUCAAAUGGAACCCUCUACAAAAAAACAUUUAUUGAGCACUUUGAACAGGCACCAAUGUAUGUUGCAGUUUUUACUUUCGUGGGGUUUGCAGUGGGAACAAUAUUUGGCUACCUGCGAGAUUUUAUGAGAGCCUGGGGACUAGAAAAACGUAACAUUGCUGCGGAGAGAGAACAACAAAAAGAUUUUGUGCCACUUUAUCAAGAUUUUGAGAACUUUUGGACCAGGAACCUCUAUUUGAGAAUACGGGAUAACUGGAACCGUCCCAUUUGCAGUGUCCCUGGGCCACAGUUUGACCUCAUGGAACGUGUUACAGAUGAUUACAACUGGACAUUUAGGUUUACAGGAAGGACUAUCAAGAAUGUAAUCAAUAUGGGUUCUUAUAACUACCUCGGCUUUGCAGAAACAGAUGUUAAUGCUUUGAAAACUGUGACCAUAGAGUUAGAAAAAUAUGGGACAGGAGUCUGCAGUACCAGGCAAGAGAUGGGCACCCUAGACAAACAUGUAGAACUAGAGCAACUCGUGGCCAAGUUCCUUGGUGUGGAAGAUGCUAUGGUGUUUGGCAUGGGCUUUGCAACUAACUCAAUGAAUAUUCCAGCCCUUGUUGGAAAGGGCUGCCUCAUUCUAAGUGAUGAGUUGAACCACACUUCUCUCGUUCUCGGUGCAAGGCUUUCAGGUGCCACUAUCAGAAUCUUCAAGCAUAACAAUAUGCAGAGCCUCGAGAAGCUGCUGAGAGAUGCAAUAAUAUAUGGACAGCCUCGCACCCACAGAGCAUGGAGAAAAAUUAUCAUCCUGGUGGAGGGCAUUUACAGCAUGGAAGGGUCCAUCGUGCGCCUGCCAGAGAUAGUCUCCCUGAAGAACAAAUACAAAGCAUACCUCUACUUGGAUGAAGCUCACAGCAUUGGUGCAGUGGGAGCAACGGGCCGAGGAGUUGUGGAAUACUUCGGGAUGAGUCCCAAUGACGUUGAUGUAUUAAUGGGAACGUUCACAAAGAGCUUUGGUGCAGCUGGAGGAUACAUAGCUGGCAAAAAGGACCUUGUGGACUUUUUACGAACUCAUUCUCAUAGUGCUGUGUACGCCACAUCCAUGUGUCCCCCCGUAGCAGAGCAAAUCAUCAGGGCAAUGAAAUGUCUCAUGGGACUGGACGGGACAACACAAGGGCUCCAAAGAGUGCGUCAGCUGGAGAAAAACACAAGGUACUUCAGACGAAAACUGCAUGAAAUGGGCUUCAUCAUUUAUGGCAAUGAUGAUUCUCCUGUUGUUCCCUUGCUCCUUUAUAUGCCUGGUAAGAUAGGGGCUUUUGCAAGACGCAUGUUAGAAAAGAACAUCGGGGUGGUUGUGGUUGGGUUUCCAGCUACUCCUAUCACAGAGUCCAGGGCUCGCUUUUGCGUGUCAGCUGCACAUACACGGGAGAUGUUGGACACGGUUUUGAAUGCUCUGGAUGAAUUGGGUGAUUUUCUACAUCUGAAAUAUUCCCGAUAUUCCAAGUCAGCUCAUCCUGAACUGUAUGAAGAAUCUAGGCUUGAACUUGAAGAUUAAGUUUUCCACCCAUGAAAAGAACAUUAUGAUGCUAUGAAAGGGCGGAAAACCUGAAAACGAAACAAUACAAAUGCAUUUCUUCCCUUCUAAGGACAAUUUUUAUUUCUCAGUUAAUUGAAAGGAGGGGAAGCUCAGGUGUUGCAUCACGUUGUAUCAAACUUCUGUAUUCAAGAGACUGAAAUAUUGAUACAGAUUUGCCUCCCCAGGAGAUCUGUCCUUCUUAAGGUAUUUUUGAUGCAGAGUGAAUGCAUCCAUUGAUCCGGUUGUUAACGUACAGCUUUUGAUAUGGCCCUUUUUUAUGAAGAGGCUUCAGAUAGUCUUAAUUGUGACUGAAAUAAUAAAGUUUAAAAAGUUAAUAGA